GAGUACGAUAAUCUGUCAAGACCAGGACCAAGAUCAGCUGACAGUCGCGUCUUGCUUGCCUGAAAACGUUUUUUGACACUGCCAUUACGUCUAGUGCCUGGCAGGUCUCAUAAUACGUCUUCCUUGUCCAUGGCCGAGGGUGACACUUGGCGGUGAGGUCAGAGGUCAACAUUUCAACAAGAGUCACCCAGGGCGGCACGGUGCUGGUUGACCUGGGGUGAGCAGUGACCUGACCACCCUCCCCUUGCCAUGGCCGCACAGGAACCCAAGGAGUAUGGCUUGAUCCUGCCCAGCAAGAACAAGAACAAGGUUGGGGGAGAGCUAGGCACGCGGAAACUCAACCCUCUGCUGGACUCAGAUGACGAGCUGGACCAGGAUGAAGAGUCCCCCCUUAACUGGGUGGAGGCAUCCCUCAAGAAAUCCGCCGGGAACUCAGGUCAGCAGAGUCUACAGAAGCGGCUGCUGCGCGAGGCUCUGGAGGAGGAUGCGUCAGUGUUCCAGUAUGACGAGGUGUAUGACAGCAUGCAGGCCGCCAAGACGGGCCGCCAGGAAGCUAAGGACCCAGCCGCCAAGAAGCCCAAGUACAUCCACAAUCUCCUGAAACACGCAGAGAAACGAAAGCUCGAAGGGGAACGGCGCAACGAGAGGAAGGUGCAGAGGGAGCGCGAGGCCGAGGGGGAGGCGUUUGCGGACAAGGAAUCGUUUGUCACCGCCUCCUACCUCAAGAAGAUGGAGGAGCUGAAGAAAGCGGAGGAGGAGGCCAAUAUACAGGAGAUUAAGGAAGAACAAGUUGAUGUCAUGAAGCACAAGAACUUUGGUGUGUUCUACAGCCAUCUAUUCAAGCAGAGAAUGGGUGAACCGGUUAUCAAGGAGGAACCCAAGAGUGAGGAGGAAGAGGAGGAGAACACCACAGACAAACAGGAGAGUAAGAAAGUCGACAUGAAGCGACAGAAGCAUUACCGCACACAGCGAGACCUGAGUGAGUCCCCAGAGCGCCAGGAGCAGAGAAGAGCCCAGCCUUCUCAGCGCGGCGGCUCCCCCAGCACCUCCGAUUCUGAGGCGGCGGAGAAAGUGGAGUCUUACCGGGACAGACGGAAGCGAUACGACGCCCUAGAGAAGGACAGAGAGAGUGAGAGGGAGAGGAGAGCAAGUAAACCUCAGACAUCCGAUAGAAGAGACAGACGAGAGAGGUCAAGGGAGAGAUACCACGGAAGGGAGAGAGCGGACCAAGAUAGAAGGUACAGAGGGAGGCAGAGAUCCGGGUCCCCUGACAGGCGGCGAAGACACUCCAGGUCGAGGAGUCCUGCGUCAGGGCGGGCAGGAGGAAGCAGAGCGGACAGGCGGGCUCACGGGGCAUCCUCAGUUGCUAGACCAGACAGCCCAGGCAGACCCAUCAAGAAGGAGAGACUCACCCCGAACAGAGACGAGAGUGAGGAGACUAGAGGAGGCACAAGCGACAGGAAAGACACAAAAGACAAAGCCAGCGACAGGAAGACAAGUAAAGGUGAGGACGUGAAGAAGGAAAAGGAAGAAGAGGAAGUGAAAGUGAAGAAGGGAAAGGAAGGGGAAGUGAAGGCAAAGAAAGAAAAUACAGAGGAGGAGAAAGAGAAAAGAGAGGAAAGGAUACAGAAGCUUUUCACCAAGAGGACAGUCGGGGAGAAGUUCGAGGAAGCAGUGCAGCGCUACUACCAGAGGAAGGCGGAGAGAGAGGCUCAAGGGUAAGAUAACAGUAGAGAAAGAAAAAGAUGUGAGAAAGAAUACAAAAACUUCACCAGAGGACAGUCAGAGGAGAAUUUGAUGAAGCAUUGCAAUGACAACCCCCAAGGAAGGCAGAGAGAGGAAGCUUAAGGAUAAGUAAAUAAAGAAGAAGAAAGGGAAGAGAUGGGAAAGGAUACAAAAACUCCAUCAAUAAGACUCUCAUAGAACAAUUUUAUGAAGCAUUGCAAUGAUACCACCAGAGGAAGGCAUUGAGAGAAAGCUUAAGGCCAAGUUAAUAAAGAAGAAAGGGAAGAAGAGAUGGGAAAGGAUACAAAGACUCCAUCAAUAAGACUCACUUACCUUUCUUUGAUAUCCUCCAGUACCUUGCAGUUAAUUUUUCUUAUCAAAUCUCUGUUGCAGGGUUUAGUACAGUACUGCAGCUUUCAUUUAUUGUACAGGUUCCCCCCUCAGUGCUCUGGCCCUCAAACCAAUUGCUUCUUUUUAGCCCAUUUCAACACCAUCAUUGCUCCCACUUCCUCAUCCUCUCCAUUAUCAGCAGACAGCAUUGUUUUUUGUUGCCUUGUGUCAGUCUGCUUCUCUUUAGUCCAUUACUGAUCCAUCAUUGCCCACACUUCCUCCUCCUCUCCGAUUCAGCUGACAGCACUGUACGUCUUUGUUGCUGUGUCAGUUUUCUUGGAUUCCACGUUCCUUUAAUUUUUGUCAACACCUCAAAACCAACCACUUCUUUUUAGCCCAUUUCUACACCAUCAUUGCUCCCACUUCCUUGUUCUCUCCAUUUUCAGGUGACAGCACCUUGUGCUGUUUGUUGCCUUGUGUCAGUGUAUUUGGAUUCCAUAUACCACUAAUUUUUGUCACUCUUACCAUUUCCAGCUGACUUGACACCACACACUCGUUGUUGUCACCUUGUAUCGGAAGGCUGCAAGUUUAGUAUUGAAUUUACAGACAACCCAUUAACUUGUAUUUAUUUAUUUAUUCAUUCAUUUAUUUGUUUAUUCAUUUUCAUUUUUAUGUAAACAGAAACAUACAUAAUAUAAAACAUUUUUAUUCUUAGGUGGGGCACUCUUCACUUUGGUCAAAGGAAAUAAUAUGCAUUAAUGACAAAUUUGACUACCAUGAAAAAUCUAUUCUCCAUAACAUGUAACAUGUUUCUUGGUCCUCCAGCUCAUGCACAAGUUCAGCUUCAUGUGAUCCCUUCAGUAUCAGCUUUGUUACAGCCAGCCAGAACAGUGAUUGCACUCACAAGUUAGGUACGCUGGCCAGGCAUCCAGUGCUCUGUGACCCGUCAUCUGUGUCCGUACAUGGGCCUGCCUCAGCAUCCAUCUCUAGUGUGCAUCAAAUGUUUUUAAGGUCAACUUACUGAACUUUUGAGACUGUGCAACAUUUAAGGGAAGAGAAGCACAGAGACAGACAGGCAUGGGUGCAGAUCACAGACGACUGGAUGCCUGGCCUAGCUCCUCCAUAGUAUUUUCUGCAUAAUGGCUUGAGUCUUCAUGCAUAAAAUAGAUAUCUUUUGUAUUGCCAUCCACUGUAAUUAUAACACAUUAGACAGUGACCCAGAAUGUCUCCUUGCAUGCCAUAAUGAAAGGGCCGACAUCCCUUCCCUGGUACUUUUCCAUCACUACCCGACACCCUCUGUGUUUAGCACUAAGGACCAACUGUUUAAAUGCAGUAAAAAUAAAAGUACAGAAUCAACAAAGAAAAGUCAUUAGUCUUUGUUGUGUCGGCUCAACUUGAAACUACAAAACUUUCAUUUGAAUACAAACCAUUUUUGUCCCCUGAAGAAUUAUAUCACUAAUUGUACCUCAUUGUGAAUGACAGGAGUAACCUUUUAAACCCUGAAGCUGUCAUGAAUAAUGUUUUCAUGAAAACAAAUAGCUUUUGAAACAAGACUACCUGCGAGGAAGUGAAGUAGUUAUGAGAUGCCGUGGAUGAUGAGUGAAAGACCUCAACCUCAGCAGAGAUGAGGCCACAGUUGAUGACAAUGUUCAAACCUUCAUAAAUAUAAAUCAAAUGUACAAAGUAUGUACACAUACAUACAUGGGGUGCUAAAAGGCAGCCUAGCCUACUGUUUGUUUAGGAAUUGUAUGUGACUAUGCAGUGUGUCCCAUGUUGCUGGGGAAUCCCUCCUCACACUAUGACCUAUUUCCAGACACAGAAGCUCCACCCUGAUGGUGCAGAAAACAUUGGCAUCAUUGUAGUUUAGUAGGGAUUAUGAACAGUCUACAACAUUUUAGUUUACAAAUAAUAUCACUGUUAAUAAUGAUAUGGUGCUGGUGAAUUCUUUGAGGUGAAAGACAGGAGAGAUGGAGCAUGACUAUAAGCUAAAGAAGGAUGUAUUUUAUAUAUGAAAUAUAGCCCCAGUUAGGUGUGGAAUGGCCUGCAAGCGAAGGUGGCAGGUGCUAACAACAUAUGAUAUUUACUUAAUGAGAUUGUACAGAAACAAUAUUCAGGUGAGAAUGAGCACAGCUCAAAUCCUGCAUGCUACAAACAGGAGAUAAUGCAAGGUAAAUCACAGCCACACAUGUUCAUCCUAUAAUCUGCAGGUCAUGUCUCCUUAGGCACUGAGGAGAGGUGUACCAGACAUUUUAGCACCUAUUCUGUUGGAGGAUGCGAGGCUACUUGCACAACUCUUGGUGUGGGCAAUAAAAGUGCCACUUCAUAUUAUACUGUAAUGUCCUAGUGUCCACUUUGACAUUGUAAUUGUUUAGUACAAUGGAAUUAAUUGUAUGUGUAUAUGCAGUGUGACAUAUUUUACUGGGGGGUCACUCAUCCCUCACACUAAUACGUUUCCAGGACUUGAGCUGUGCUCAUUCUGACCUGUAUUUUAUUUCUAUUGUCUUUCUUUAAGCAAAAAUCGUAUGUUGUUGGCACCUGUCACCGUUGCUUGCAGGCCAUUCCAUGGGUAACUGGGGGCUAAAGUUCAUAUUACAUAAAAUGUAUCUUUUUAAGCUUAGUCACGCUCCUUCUAUCUUCAGUCUUUCACCUCAAAAAAUCCCUCCUCUUCAUGCUCCAGACUGUAUUCAAGAGUCCAGUGUCUGCCUCUCCCCCUCCUAUUCUCUUGUGAGGGUCAUCUCGAAGUGUUCAACCUUAACAUGUGUCAGCUCAUAAGGUGCCAGACCAUCCAAAACUAUGGUGGUUUCUGAGGCAUCUGCUGAUUAAAUAAGUUAAUUUAAUUAAUUCCCAUUGUGUGGUCAUCCUUAUCCUCCCCAAAUUUCUUAUUGGCCACCUUGAACUGUUCUGGCUCAUCUCUUAUUGCAGUUCCCUGACUGAUGAGCUGUCAGUUUAUAAAAAAUGUGACCUUGACAUUAUUAAAGGAAGCUUUGGUUUCACAGUAUGGCCAUGAAGCAACAGUAUUGAAUGUUUAAAUUUACAAUUUAGAGCCAUUUUUCCGGGUCAUUAACGGCUACAUUGUAAAACAGGAGUCAUUGGUGUCACUCUUCAAUCAAGGUAAAAGAAAGUACAGAUCUGUUUUAACAAAAGUAGUAUACUUAAAUUUGUUUUAAAUGUAUAAAAAAAUAAGUUUCCAUAUGCAAUAAUAAUAAUACAGUAACUAAUUUCUAUAAGGAUUGACAUAAAACAAAUUUAUACCCAGAGAGAAGCCAGUCACACCAUUGUUGUCCCACCAGCCGUGCCACGGAGGCGGCCACCACACAGCCUGUGCCAGGCUGGUCCAGCUGUGUGGAGGCUGCCACAAUAAUAUUAAUAUUAAAAUAUAAAUGACAAUCAGAACCAACAGCUUUAACUAUCUUUUUACAAAACUAUUAUACAGUAAAAGUCCUCUAAUUCCACCAGUCUAAAAAUUCCAAUAGCCCAAAUUUAUGAAGGCAGGUUAUUCUAAUAUGCAGAAAAAGAUAAAAUGAUCCUAAAUCUGGAUGACCCCCCUGCUGUUUAGAAUUACUGACUUUCACUGUACCAUUUUUACAAGGUUUAUGCACUGCAAGAUUCAGAUCCAACUAAUUACUUAUCCAAAAUAAGGCUGUUAAGUGAAGAAAAUAGGUGAAAGUACUGAAAACUAGUACAAGUUUGCCAUACUACCAAAACUGAGGAAGUGAAUUACUGGAGUGUUAAAUGUGGUAGGUAGAGAUGAAAAGGA
Molecule: messenger RNA, 5812 nt
Organism: Eriocheir sinensis (Chinese mitten crab)
Lineage: Eukaryota; Metazoa; Arthropoda; Malacostraca; Decapoda; Varunidae
Product: nuclear speckle splicing regulatory protein 1-like
Exons: 5
Coding region: 250-1722 (490 amino acids)
Biological process (GO): regulation of alternative mRNA splicing, via spliceosome
Source: RefSeq, a predicted model, not a curated record